AUGGCUUUCAACCGUAUCGCUGUCUAUGGUCAUCGAGGAUUCGUAGCCUCCCGAGUUGUUCCUGCUCUGAUUGCCUCGGGUGCGCCAAUUACUGUUUUGCAUCGCCCUAGUUCGGAUACUUCCAAUCUCCCGGAUCAUGUGAAAAAGAUUGAAAUCGACGUUCUUGACGAAGACGCUUUGGUUGCGGCCUUGCAAGAUAUAGACAUUGUUAUUUCUCUCGUUGGAGAUGAGGGUACCGACCGACAGUAUGGCUUUGUUAAAGCUAUAACCAAGACUAACGUCAAGCUCUUCUCUCCUUCGGACUUCUGUUUGCGAUACGGUGAGCAGGGAAUGCGCAUUCCCUGUAUGAAAGCAAAAGCAAAUGUCGAAAAAGCUUCCAAGGAUGCUGGAAUUCCAACCACUGUCAUCCACGCAGGAAAUUUCGCUGAAUUCACCCUCAGUACGGUGGCAGUGGGUAUUGAUUUGGAGAAUAACUCAUUGUUCUACGUCGGCAACGCCGAGAACGAAAAAGUCACUAUGUGCACCAAGGAUUAUGUCGCAGCUGCUUAUGUCGACAUAUUUACCGCCAGGCCUAUCCACACUAUUCAGAACCGGGCCAUUACUUUGUCAGAGCUUGCACCAACAGGCAGGGAAAUUGCUACGAUCAUGAAAGAGAAGAACGGCAAAGAGCCCUCUAUUGCAACACGAAACUUGGAGGAACUCAACCAAGUGAUUGAGGAUUGUCUCAGCAAGGAGAGUAAUCUCGCUGUACCGUCCUAUUGCCGCAAGAUGUGGGCAACGGGAGAAAUGAUGAAGAUGCUUCCCGAUGAUCUAUGGGAAGUCAAGGACUACAAGAAAGCAACUUUGGAGGAUCUUGUCAUUGGAGGAAAGUUGGAAGGCUACAGAGCCCUCCCUGGACCUGUGAUGAAGUACCUAAGAAAGAUGCUCUGA
Fusarium venenatum is the source of this 930-nucleotide messenger RNA. Its product is annotated as NmrA-like family protein. NCBI's taxonomy places the organism in Eukaryota, Fungi, Ascomycota, Sordariomycetes, Hypocreales, Nectriaceae. The record is from RefSeq and is a predicted model, not a curated record.